Messenger RNA from Protopolystoma xenopodis, 896 nucleotides. The record is from the annotation of a GenBank genome assembly. NCBI's taxonomy places the organism in Eukaryota, Metazoa, Platyhelminthes, Monogenea, Polystomatidea, Polystomatidae.
CUGAGUCUGAUGAAAUAGCACAUAGUUCAUGUCUCAGUACACAAAAAAGUGAUACGAAUUUCAGUAAGUUUUCUAGCUAUUUAUUUUGUUAUAAGUACAAAUUAGGUUAUAAUUUUAGAAAUGUCUGGUUUCUUUGUAUAAACAUAGAUAUUGUUUGUCUAUUCAUCCAAGAUAUCCCCCAAUUUAAGGAAGUUAUCAUAAUGGCGACUGUUUGUCCCGCUUGUGGCUACCGAGAUAGUGAGGUAAAGACGGGUGGCGGAGUGUCAUCACUUGGUCGCCGAUACUCCUUAUUUCUAACGCAUAUAUCCGAUCUUUCGCGUGACCUUCUCAAGUCAGAUACGGCUUCGUUGGCAAUUCCUGAACUGGAUUUCGAAGCUGGCAGUUGCACUCAUGGCGGCCGCUUCACAACAGUCGAGGGUAUCCUGACUAAUUAUAAUUUUAGAAAUGUCUGGUUUCUUUGUAUAAGCAUAGAUAUUGUUUGUCUAUUCAUCCAAGAUAUCCCCCAAUUUAAGGAAGUUAUCAUAAUGGCGACUGUUUGUCCCGCUUGUGGCUACCGAGAUAGUGAGGUAAAGACGGGUGGCGGAGUGUCAUCACUUGGUCGCCGAUACUCCUUAUUUCUAACGCAUAUAUCCGAUCUUUCGCGUGACCUUCUCAAGUCAGAUACGGCUUCGUUGGCAAUUCCUGAACUGGAUUUCGAAGCUGGCAGUUGCACUCUUGGCGGCCGCUUCACAACCGUCGAGGGUAUCCUGACUAGUAUGCGGGACCAGCUUUCAGAACAAAAUCCAUUCGCGAUCGGAGACAAUAGUGAUUGGAAUGAAUCAAGUAGGCGACUCAACGAACUUUUGAAUAAUCUCAGUGAGGCAUAUAAAAUCAGUCUUCCACUUUAUGACUGCUAA